UGAGACCAUUGGCUUACAAGCAAUGACUCCAAAAGUCUACUUAUCCACUCAUACUACAAACCAGAAGCUCACACUUGCUUCUUCCAUGGCUUUAUCCUUUGCUUCUUUAACUAACUUCUCCAAGAUGCAGUCAGGGGUAUGGUACAGUGGAUCUAUCACGCCACGAGUCACUGUCAGAUGCUGUGAGACCGCCAAAGAACCUCCACAAAAAUCAAAGCUUCAAGUGGGAUCACCAAUAAUCAUCGUGGAAGCCCCCAAAGUUAUAAAAACAGCUGCUUCAAUGCCUUGUCUUAGAGCUAACGCUGGCUUGGUCAAGCCUGGCGAUGUUGGAAGAAUAGUGUCGAGAAAACCUAAGGACUUGUGGGCAGUUCGACUUUCCAUUGGAACGUAUCUUUUAGAUGGUAAAUAUUUCAAAGCUUUAGAGCUUGAAGAGUGAGCUGGUGAUUGCGAUAAUGCCAUGUAAUAAAUUUCAGAUUCAAUAAGGGCACUAGUCAUGUAACAAAAGAGGCUGGUUCAAAUCAUGGAUGCUUAUAACACACUAGUCU
Molecule: messenger RNA, 545 nt
Organism: Brassica oleracea var. oleracea
Lineage: Eukaryota; Viridiplantae; Streptophyta; Magnoliopsida; Brassicales; Brassicaceae
Exons: 2
Coding region: 23-436 (137 amino acids)
Biological process (GO): NADH dehydrogenase complex (plastoquinone) assembly
Source: RefSeq, a predicted model, not a curated record